This is a messenger RNA of Ipomoea triloba (trilobed morning glory), 591 nucleotides long. RefSeq lists its product as uncharacterized. NCBI's taxonomy places the organism in Eukaryota, Viridiplantae, Streptophyta, Magnoliopsida, Solanales, Convolvulaceae. The coding region runs from base 1 to 591 and encodes 196 amino acids. The record is from RefSeq and is a predicted model, not a curated record. The transcript has 2 exons.
AUGGCUCCGCCUGGAAGGAUACCAGAACCUCGUGGAACUCCUACCGAGGAACUGCUAGCGCAGAAUUUGCAGCAGUUGACCCAACUGACUCAAACUUUGGGAAAUGCGCUUCUCAAUAAUCAACGGGGAGGGCCAGAUGUGGCUAAGAUCAUAGCUGGGCAUCGUCCUCCAUUCUUCACUGGUAAGGAAGAUCCACUAGUGUUAGAAGAUUGGAUAAGCACUUUCGACAAAAUGUUUGAGGCUGUAGAAUGUCCUGAAGAAAGGAGGGUGGAGAUAGCUACAUUCUAUUUCCAGCAAGAAGCUGACAACUGGUGGAGUAUGAUGGGACCCAUGUAUCAACAACAAGGAGAAUUUCAAUGGACUGACCUUAAAGCUCGAAUGCGGGAUCAUUUUUAUCCCGAGCAUGUUAAGUCCGCUAAGUACGAGGAAUUUCUACAUCUACGUCAAGGGACGACAUCUGUUCAGGACUACUAUGCUAAGUAUCUUGAGCUGGCACGAUUUGCCCCUGCCUUAGCCCCGGAUGAGCUAAGCAGGGCUAGGAAGUUUGUAAAUGGAUUAAAUUUUGAGACUCAAAAAGCCGUUUCUCCUUAG